GCGAGAAGAGGUCGGCAGCCACAAAUCUGAUCCGGAUUCUGGACCAUCAGCAGGAGCAUCAUGGAUGUUUCUACUCACAGCCUCUUCCUCCUGCAGCAGCUCAACAUCCAGAGAGAGUUCGGCUUCCUGUGCGACUGCACCGUCGCCAUCGGAAACGUUUACUUCAAAGCCCACCGCGCCGUCUUGGCGGCUUUUUCCAACUACUUCAAGAUGAUCUUCAUCCACCAGUCCAGUGAGUGUAUUAAGAUCCAGCCAACGGACAUCCAGCCCGACGUCUUCAGCUACCUCUUACACAUUAUGUAUACUGGCAUGUGUCCCAAACAGCCUGUGGACCAGAUCCGCCUGCAGGACGGGAUCAAGUUCCUCCAUGCCUACCAGCUCUGCCGGAAGCCUGGCGAGGGUGCAGCUGACACGCCCACCGAUGUGGUCCGCAUGUCCAACCUGUACGGGAUCCAGAUUUCCUCUCAGCUGGCCAGUAAGGAUGCAGCCGGUGUUCAAAAGAGCACAGCAGUAUCCCAAGCAGCUCCAGAGGAUGGCCGCUCAUCCAGCCGUGGGACAAGGUCCCACACUCAGCUGUCUCUCGCUGUUGGCCUGGAAAGCAUCUGCUCAGACCACCAAGUGUCAGCGCUACGCAACGUCUGUUCUGUGGCGUCCGGAGACGACUCAGACAUUUCCACCCGCAUCAAGCAGGAGCAAGUGGAGGAUGAGGAAGUGGAGGACAGGGACGGAGAGGAGGGGCGAGGGGCAGGGUCACUAUCCCCCACACAGGACAACAGCCCCACCCAGGACCUCCUAUUUAAGGACAGACCCCUGGCGCUGCUGUGUCCACGUUGCGGCGAGCGCUGCUCCUCACCGGAGGACCUGCGGGAGCACCUGUUUAGCCACGCCCUGGAUCCUGGCCUGUCACAGUGCAUCCACUUGGAUGCUGGUGUAGACGAGGUCCAGCGAGGUUCCCACGAACAGCUGGAUGAUGGCUGUCUGGAGGAGGCUCUGAGACAGAGCCAGGCGCUGGCCAACCAACUGGCUGCUGAGCUGCGGAGGAGCAGAGGAGGCGGCGGGACCAGCCCGACCGCCACCAUCCUUCACUCUCGAAAACGUAAGAUCGCCUGUGCCGUCUGCAGCCUGCGCUUCUCCCAUAAGAGCCAGCUGCAGGAGCACAUGUAUGCCCACACAGGAAAACCGUCUCGCCACCACCGCUACAACCGCCUGUGCAGCCAGCUCGUCCAGGCCUCCACCCACAUCUGUGAGAGCACUCCUGAGGUGGGAGGAGGCGGUGCAGGAGGCGGUGCUUCUGCACUGGAGGAGGCCAACAGGGACAAUCAGGACAACGGCAGCUCGUGCUACUCCCUGGACUCUGAGAUCUCCCAGGAGAGCGUAGACGGUGUGCCGGUGGAGUGACAUCUUCGUGCCUUGAGAUUUGUGGUUAAUGUAAAGCAGCUUCACUUCCUGUCUGUCCCUGAGCGCCCCCUGCUGCUGUGUUGCAGCAAAAAUACAAUUUUAAAAAAGCCCCCUCAGUGAUGUAUUCAUCGCGGAUCCACCAGGGGGCAGAUUUGGGCCAAAUAUCCAGUGGUGUUUUAAUGAAUUGAGUGGAGAUUAGAAUUCGUAUUUCUGUGCCACAGAAACACUGAAAAAAGACAAACAAAAACAGCAGAAAAUCAGAAAAAUACAUUUAAAUCUGAUGUCUCACAGAACACUGUCCUGUAGGUGGCGCUAGUACCGUCUGUGUUUUAGACUGACUGGAUUUGUCAGGUAAUCCAUGAUUAGACACGAAUCUGACCAAAUCAGAAGUGUGUGGUCCAGAAUGUUCUG
Messenger RNA from Thalassophryne amazonica, 1809 nucleotides. RefSeq names its product zinc finger and BTB domain containing 25 (gene zbtb25). The transcript is spliced from 3 exons. Lineage: Eukaryota; Metazoa; Chordata; Actinopteri; Batrachoidiformes; Batrachoididae. Gene Ontology annotation, molecular function: protein binding; DNA-binding transcription factor activity, RNA polymerase II-specific; RNA polymerase II cis-regulatory region sequence-specific DNA binding. The coding region runs from base 61 to 1398 and encodes 445 amino acids. Gene Ontology annotation, biological process: regulation of transcription by RNA polymerase II. Gene Ontology annotation, cellular component: nucleus. The record is from RefSeq and is a predicted model, not a curated record.